GACGACUCAGUGUGUUGCUCGUUGUGCUGUUGGGAGACUUUUGUGUAGAUCUAGAGGAUUAUUUUUAAUUGUAAGAAACUUUGUAUUAUUAUUAUUAUUAUUAUUAUUAUUAUUAUUAUUAUUAUUAUUAUCAUUAUUCUGUCUGGAUAAAAGGAGGCUUAACUGAGAUAUCGCAACAAACAAAUUAAGAAACUGUGCUGCAAGUAAAUUUGAAAUUAAAUCUGCACGACAUGCUAUUGAAGAUGGAGUUUGUUAAAGAGGAGUUUAAAGAGGAGAGUGAAGACGUCAGUAUUUCAGAACCAUUCAGACUGAAGAAUGAAGAUACUGAAGAACAAAGAGACCUGAUGAAGCUGAAAGAGGAAAAUAAAGCACUGAAUGAAGUGGAGGAGAAACAUCAGUAUCAGAAACCUGCUACAUUUGUAAAUGGAGACAAAUCUUUUACUUGCUCACAGACUGAAAAUAAAUUCUCACAAAAAAGAACUCAAAGAACAAAAACAGAAAAAUCGUUCACCUGCCCUCAGUGUGGAAAGAGUUUCACCCGUAAAGGAAGCGUUAAUAGGCACAUAAGAAUUCACUCUGGAGAGAAACCUUUCACAUGCCCUCAGUGUGGAAAGAGUUUCUUAGUAAAAGGUAAUCUUAAUAGCCACAUGAGAGUUCACUCUGGAGAGAAACCUUUCACAUGCCAUCAGUGUGGAAAGAGUUUCAGACAUAAAGGAAACCUUAAUAGCCACAUGAGUGUUCACUCUGGAGAGAAAUCUUUCACAUGCCCUCAGUGUGGAAAGAGUUUCAGACAUAAAGGAAGUCUUAAUAUCCACAUAAGAACUCACACUGGAGAGAAACCUUUCAUAUGCCAUCAGUGUGGAAAGAGUUUCAGACAUAAAGGAAACCUUAAUAGCCACAUGAGUGUUCACUCUGGAGAGAAAUUUUUCACAUGCCAUCAGUGUGGAAAGAGUUUCAGCCAUAAAGCAAGUCUUAAUAUCCAUGUAAGAACUCACACUGGAGAGAAGCCUUACAAAUGCCAUCAGUGUGGCAAGUGUUUCACAUACCACAAAAGUUAUAAGGAGCACAUGAGAAUUCACACUGGAGAGACGCCAUACAAAUGUCUUCAGUGUGGAAAUAGUUUAACAGACAAAAAUGCCCUUAAUUAUCACAUGACAGUUCACACAGGAGAGAUGCCUUUUACAUGCCUUCAGUGUGGAAACAAUUUCAGACAUGAAAGAAGCCUGAAAAUUCAUAGCGAAGAGAACCCUUACAGAUGUCAUCAAUGUGGAAAGAAUUGCAAUAACAAAACAAGCCUUAAGAUUCACAUGAGAAUUCACACUGGAGAGAGGCCUUUCAUCUGUCCCCUGUGUGCAAAGGGUUUCAAACAGAAAGAAAAUCUAAAGGAACACAUGAGAAUUCACUCUGGAGAGAAGCCUUUCACCUGCCAUCAAUGUUUAAAGAGUUUCACACAUAAGGUAACCUUUAAAAGGCACAUUAGAAUUCACACUGGAGAGAAGCCUUAUAAGUGCCAUCAGUGUGGAAAGAGUUUUGCACACAAAGAAAGUCUUAAUAUCCACCUAAGGUCUCACACUGGUGAGAGACCUUACACAUGCCAUCAGUGUGGAAAGACUUUCACACAUAUAGGAAGUCUUAAGUUCCACAUAAGAACUCACUGGUGAGAAGCCUUAAGGCCCCUGCACACUUCAUAAUAAAUCAAAGAAUGAACGGGUGUGACGUAAUUUAAAACAAUAUCUGGCCAAAACUAAGGUGUUUUUGAGUUCAUUUUGGUGGUUCGCCACAGAUCAUCAGCACAAACUUUCAGCUAAACUUCGUAUUGGCUGCUAAACACCUUACUGCCAUUGGUCCAUGUCAUCAGUAGGUGUGACCUGGAGCUACAUCUGCUCUGAAAAAUGAAUUCCUGUUCAGUCAGGAAAGAUCGGUCAAAAUGAACACAUCAUUGUACAGAUUUAUUAGCGAGCUGUUGCAAACUUACCUACAUUUGUAAGAUCGUUCGCAUAGGGACACUUUCCAAGAACAUGUCAUGCGUUUUAAAAAAAAAUUUUUUUAUUGGUCUACAAAAGGAAUAAAAUCUACUUAAAAAUCUACCGUUCACUGUUGUUUGAUAUGCUGCUUCACUCCGUCUGCAGUCAAAAGCCAUUCACACAUCUGCCCAAAGUAAGAUGUGCCUAUCAUCAUUCUUUUGUCUGUAGUCAGCACCCCCCCCCCCUUAAGCGAGGCAAAUGAUCGCUGUUAGCACAUUCACACUGUAGGACUUUAGUCUUGAAGGCAGGAGAGUUUAAUACAAGAUUUCACAGGAAAGGACUUGGAACAACAUGCCAGAAUUUUGUCAUAAAAUGUACAACCUUAGAGUGAUUUCCGGUGCUAAAAAGGAUGGCACCACCUGGCAUAAAUGAGAGAGUUGCACAAACUCACCGCCAUACAAACAGAAGUAGAGCUGUGGAAGCGGUACAAACUUCAAUUUAUUAUUCGCAGGGUCAACACCUCUUCUCUCUUUUAGUGGUCCAGCUAAACCAAAAAGUGGGAUCACAAGACUUUUUUUUUUAUGAAUUAAAGCAUGGUCCACAGGAUGCGACAAAGGGGGGAUUCACAAGCAUCCUCCCAAGACAGAGAAACAAAACAAACUCACCCCCACUCAGGACUGAAACCUCCUUUGUUUUUUUUCAUUCAGUCAGGUCAAAUAUACCCCCAACCAAAUGGCUAUUAUGAGGCUGGAACGAACAUGAUUUUAAGACAGAGUAUUUCUCUCUUGAGUUUUACAGCUCGCAAGAACAUUCCUAGAGAGAGAGACAAAGAGAGGGAAAAAAACAGUUGCCAUUGAAACCAUGGAAUUCUAGGACUGACUUUCCUUGUUUCAUACUUCCAAAAUACACAGACUGAACUUUUCUUUGUGUUCCCCAUAUAAUGCAUCUACACGUAUCCUAGGAUAUAUUAGUCCACGAACCUUGGACACACAGUCACAGGACUAAAGACAGCUUUACACUGCACAAUGCACAAAAUCUAUGUCUGCAAUGCCCUAGUGUAUAAAACCAUCUCACACAAGGUUUAACCUUAUGAUAACCCUGAGAAUAGGUUUUCAUGAUUGGUCAUCACUCUUAUAACUAACAAGUGAACAUGGUGAUCUUUACUCUCAUAUUAUUCAUGUCGUAUCACUAAUAAGGUUAUUUUGUGUGACAAGAAUAUCAUGUUUACUAUCAUUGAGUUUCGUUUUGCAUUUCAAGAAUGUUGAUGUGGAAUACAUCAAUAAUUUGCAUCAUAUUCUUGGUGUGAAAGUGAUUGAAUUAUAUACUUCCAUAGUGGGAUAGACUUGGAACAUGUGACCAAAGAAACAAUAUGUUUAUUACCUUGAGGGGAGGAGAGAGGCGAUCACAUGCUAUUACAAAUUGAACUUUUGAUUGGCUUAAAGCCUCUCUGGGGUGUGGCCACCCCAACUCCACAGAACUCCAUCCUUGAAUGAAUAAAGGGGGAGUUCUCAGUCUCUCAAAUCAGACGAGUUCUCCCAUCGUGGAAGUCCUCUUUUUCUGAGUCUUCGAAGUUUCUAAAAAUGUAGAAGUUACAAGCUUUCUUCUGCCACUGCUUUGAGGCUCCGCCUGGUCAUUCCAUAACCCAUCAGGCAUACAUGAUCGAUUUCUGCCAAAAUCGACUCCGUCCCUCAUCAGAACUCCAUAAUAUUGACCCAGCACAAACAAAGACUUCCCAUGAGCCAAGCCAAAGGACUUCAACACAAUGCAACCUAAUGCAAAUACAAUUACUUCCAGACUUUAGCUAAAAAGCUGGUGUUUUAUUAUCUAAUUUUGGUAACCUGAACUCAAAUCAAGGCAUAUUAAACAAAAGUUCUGAUGGUUCGUUCCAGACAUGGUCUAUAGCAGUGGUCACCAAUUAGCGAACCAUGGCUUGGUUCCAUCUGGACUGCGAGACAUCAUGACAUCAGCUGACCCAUCUCGUUUCAUUGUUUGCACUUCAAGUGAUCAGCGCAACAAAACAAUGGAGCUGUGUACAGCGCAAGCGCUUGGGUGUAGAUACAGAGAUUAUUUUGCAGAGAUGGGCCACUUUUAUUAAAAUGAAUGGGAGAAAUUGGAACACUCAACCAAGGAGCUCUAAGCGCCCAACGGUCAACGGAUGUAGAAAGGAAGUACCGCCUUGCAGUUAAAAGAGCCUGGGGCCUGGGUAGCUCAGAGAGUAAAGACGCUGACUACCAUCCCUGGAGUCAUGAGUUCGAAUCCAGGGCAUGCUGAGUGUCUCCAGCCAGGUCUCCUAAGCAACCAAUUUGGCCCGGUUGCUAGGGAGGGUAGAGUCACAUGGGGUAACCACCUCGUGGUCACAAUAAUGUGGUUCGCUUUAAGUGGGGUGCAUGGUGAGUUGCGCAUGGAUGCCGUGGAGAAUAGUGUGAAGCCUCCACAUGUGCUUUGUCUCCGCAUUAACGCGCUCAACAAGCCACGUGAUAAGAUGCGCGGACUGACAGUCUCCGACACGGAGGCAACUGAGAUUCGUCCUCCGCCACUCGGAUUGAGGCUAGUCACUACGCCACCACGAGGAGUUAGAGCGCAUUGGGAAUUGGGCAUUCCAAAUUGGGGAGGAAAAAAGAGCCAAACACCUUUUAGAUGCGUUUUUUUUAGCAUAAUAUCAGGUAAAGAAUCACAAUUUAUGACACCAGUAUUGUCAGAUUUUAUUGCUUAUUUGAAAUGUUCUUUGAUCGUAAUCUUGACCAACCAUUUUUGAAAUUUUGGCCUUUCUCCAUUUAAGUAGAUCGGAACUGCACUGUCAUGACAGGAAAUAGCCUCCCGAGAGCGUUCCAAAUAUGGCCGACAGUGGACUGACUUGCUAGAAAGUCUUUGGUAGAUAGAACUGAUCUUUCAGCGAUCCUCAAAUAUUUUUCUCUAUUACAGAACACACUUCAUUUAUACCCUUUCACGCACCACGUGCAGAUUUGCAGACGCAGAGUAUGUAGAUACUGACAUCUUUUGCUAAAACACACUGCAGAAAACAAGAAUGAAGCAAAGUGAUCUUCAUGAGUCUGAAAUGAAUCUGACCGUUCAGCAAAACCAGGUUUGUGACAGGACAACGUGCUUCCAGAGUGCCUUUAAACAAUUAGUUUUUUUAUGUCUAAAAUGGACUUUAUUAUGAUCAGCAUGUUUAAAGUCUUUCACAAACAGAUUAUUUUUGAGAAAAAUUAUCAAAGAUGUCAUCAUCUCUGGCAUAGAUGGCAAGGAAAAACAACCAGAAAUUUUAUAUUACUAGUAAUGUAGUAAUGUACUCAUGAGAAAGUUUUUCCAUUAUUUGAUAUUGAUAUUCCAUUUAUAGUCCUACUUUAGCUAACAGUAUUUUAAGCUUUACUAUUGUGAUGUUUAUAGAAUAUAUAAAAACGGUCCAUUCAGACUUUUCCAUUUUUCCAUAUUCCAUAUUCAUAUCAAAGUGCACUUGGUUGAUGAACUUAUUGAAAUAUUUUAAUCUUUUGGUAGAAUAUUCCCCAAACCCCUCUACUUUGGCUUUAUCUCUGGGGCCCCAAUGUCAUAAUCCUUGCCUGACUCUGAAGAGACUGUUUUGACUUUAUGAUUUUUUUCUUUUACGAAGUACUACUGCUGCGAACUUGUAAAUUUAUAAUAACUAUUUCAUAAAAUUAAGCAUUCCUUAUGUCAUUUCAUAGCUACAGUAUACUGACUACUGACAACCGUGUAAGUUAUUGUCCGGUCCUUUGCUGGGAAGGAAAUAUAGAGACUGGACCUCUUGGAACUUUAAUUGAAUACCCCUGGUCUAUAGACUCCAUAUCAGACCCAUCUCCAUAUAAGUUCAUUUUUCACUUUUACAGAUAAUUUCCAUUCAUUUUCUAUUGAAGCUCAUUCACUAACCUGUUUUUAUGUAUGUCUGUGUGUUUUAGUUUAGUUUUAUGUUGUAGUUUAUUCAAUAAAGUCUUGUUUGUAU
Molecule: messenger RNA, 5919 nt
Organism: Myxocyprinus asiaticus (Chinese sucker)
Lineage: Eukaryota; Metazoa; Chordata; Actinopteri; Cypriniformes; Catostomidae
Product: gastrula zinc finger protein XlCGF57.1-like
Exons: 3
Coding region: 231-1661 (476 amino acids)
Biological process (GO): regulation of transcription by RNA polymerase II
Molecular function (GO): DNA-binding transcription factor activity; RNA polymerase II cis-regulatory region sequence-specific DNA binding
Source: RefSeq, a predicted model, not a curated record